Messenger RNA from Volvox carteri f. nagariensis, 651 nucleotides. RefSeq lists its product as uncharacterized. NCBI's taxonomy places the organism in Eukaryota, Viridiplantae, Chlorophyta, Chlorophyceae, Chlamydomonadales, Volvocaceae. The coding region runs from base 1 to 651 and encodes 216 amino acids. The transcript is spliced from 3 exons. The record is from RefSeq and is a predicted model, not a curated record.
AUGGCAACGUUUCUACCCUUGGGGCCUUGGUUUGUGCUCUUGUCGUUCGCAGCUUUUGUCGUCAUUAAUGGAGCUAUAUGGCUAGCACGUCGACAUAAGGCAGCCACCUCCGGCUCCCGUCGUGCUAAGCUGACAGCUGAAAUCGCGUUCCUCCGCCGUGAGGCCGCCAAGCUCAACACGCCCAGCACAUACGCCCGUUGUGCCAAGUACCAGCGGCUAGCGAACGCAAAGGACAAGGACCUUGCGGACCUCAACGCAGGUCCCGGCGUUUCGGGGACUGCAGACCGGCUGCUGGUGCUCGGCCGUGCUGUCAAGACCCUGGUGCUGUGCGCUGUCACGCUGGCUGUAUGGGAGGCCCCCGUGGCGCGAGUCAUGCCGCGUGCAGUGGUGGCACCGCUGGGUCGCCUGCUGGCUUUUCCCCACGGUGCAGAGCUAGCGGGCUUUGGUGGUGUGGCGGUGGCGCCUUGGUUGCUGCUCCUGGACUUGGCCACGGAGGCCCUCGCGCGUGCGGCCUUCCCGUCGGCCCCGCCGGGGACGGCGUGUGGGCCAGCAGCAUUGGAUCCGGCAGCUGUGGAGAGACUGAUGAAGGAGGUGGAUGCGAUGGGGCGGAGCCGCUCCCAGCAGCAGUUGGCACAGCCUGCGACGUUGUAG